Anopheles darlingi is the source of this 750-nucleotide messenger RNA. RefSeq names its product serine protease SP24D-like. The record is from RefSeq and is a predicted model, not a curated record. The transcript has 2 exons. Lineage: Eukaryota; Metazoa; Arthropoda; Insecta; Diptera; Culicidae. Bases 1 to 750 code for a protein of 249 amino acids. Gene Ontology annotation, molecular function: serine-type endopeptidase activity. Gene Ontology annotation, biological process: proteolysis.
AUGAUUCGUGGUUCGGUUGCGGUUUGUCUGGUUUUUGCGGCCAUAAUCGGGCCGGCCCUGUCCGGUCCCGUCUCGAACCGCAUCGUUGGUGGCCAGCUGGCGGAUGACACUCAAUUGCCGUACCAGAUUGCCCUGUUCUACGAGGGCCGGUUCCGGUGUGGUGGAUCGAUUAUCGGGGACCGUCUCGUCCUUACGGCGGCACACUGUGUGGUGGAGGAGAACGAAAUAUUGGAUGCCAAGUUGCUCACAGUUCAUGCCGGUUCGGCAAGCCUCAAGGAAGGUGGUCGCCGGUACACGGUGAAGCGUGCCAUUGCCCAUGAGGGGUAUGCGGCCUUCCAGAACGACAUUGCUGUGCUGGAGAUGAAAGAAGCAUUCCAGUAUAAUAACUACACCCAACCGAUUGAGCUGGCCGAGCGGGAGGUUCCCAUCGGUAGCCAGGUGCUGAUCUCUGGCUAUGGACGCGUGGGUGACGGUCAACCAACGUCGGAUGUCCUGCUGUACAAUACGAUGUACGUGGUAGAGAAUGAAGUCUGCCAGGAGAUUACCGAAGCGUAUGGCAGCGGAUUGAUCUGCUUGGACAAGAAGGGCUCCCACGGUGCAUGUAAUGGAGACUCAGGAGGUCCUGCUGCGUACGAUGGGAAGCUGGUCGGCGUGGCGAACUUUAUCAUCGAGUAUUGUGGUGGUGACUACCCGGAUGGUUACGCCAAGGUAGCCUACUACAUUGAUUGGAUUCGUCAGUUCCUGCCGUGA